Messenger RNA from Octopus bimaculoides (California two-spot octopus), 5309 nucleotides. RefSeq lists its product as uncharacterized. The record is from RefSeq and is a predicted model, not a curated record. Lineage: Eukaryota; Metazoa; Mollusca; Cephalopoda; Octopoda; Octopodidae.
GGCAAUAACAUAGCUGAAUGAAAAGAAAAUCAUUUGGACAAAAUACAAAUAUAUAAAAGUUGGGGUGGGUAGUCAAAAACUCUCGUUGUCACUACGUGUGUUGCUAAAUAAUACUUUCAAUCAUUAAUAUAUUUGAAUCAUUCACUCAGUUCUGUCACCGCCUCUUUUUUACAUGUUAAACAGCUAGGAACAGCAGCUAAAUUCUCUUAAAUCACAUCCUACCCUCUUAAGUAAAGAAGUAUGCAUGUAGCCCCUGAUAUAUAAAAAGACGCGAUGGUCAUGGCUGGAACACAAUUGAUCCUAUGUUUCUUUAAUCAGGGAUCUUCUACAUGGCAGCCGGAUCGGCUAGAAAAACCAACCGAAUCUCCUUCAAGCCAUAUCCUCCUAGUAUAGUCGAAGUGCGCUAUGCUGGGUGGAUGGGUUGGUGGGGGAGACAGGACGAUCAUAGUCGUAAUGUCUUCGAUCAUAAAUUUAAAACUGGGGCUGAUUUUCCUUUCCUCUUCGACUUAUUCACGCAUGUUUAUACCCUGUAUUUGAAGAUCUCAUUAAUGCGUGCACGAAGAUACACGCUGAAGUGUAUGCUUGUGUGUGAAUGAUAGUGAAAAAGAACGAAAGAGACCGAGCUAUCGGUAGACCUUGUCCAACCUGUAUAAUGUUUGUUGGGCGAGCUAGCUUACAUGCAGGGGUUCCGAGACGUGCCUGUUGCUACAUUACUUCAGAUCUACAGUGACACAUUAAUUCUUUUGCGGACAGGUGGCAGGUAAAUCCAUAGGUGGACGUUGUCGUGUGAAGUAGCUGUCAGGUUCUAGCAAGCAGGAUUGUAUAUUCAACGUACCCGCCUUUCUUACCCUGAGGUGAGAUUGUUAUCAUUUCAAAGCAGGCACUUCACGCACAGCAAUUAACGUACACACGUACUGACAAGUGCAACCCAACUUUUUGUUUUUUAACGCACUCCCAGCUACUUGUGUUUAAGUUUCAAGGAAACGUCGGUUCCUAUUUACAGAUCAAUCCCUUUAUAUAACUUGCAAGACAUAUAAUACCUAUAUGAACAGGAUAAAAAAAAAAGAAAGAAAGAAAAAGAAACAAUUAUACAUGUACUUCUCUGUAUAUGUAUCGUUUCUCCUCUUAAAUAAUCUUUUUAUUAAAAGAAAAAGUAAUCUCUGUCACCUUGUAUUUUAUUUUAUUGUCUUUUAUUUUGCUUUACUGUCUGGAAAGGAGACUGUUGAUUAGAAAAUCAGUGUUUGCUUUCUUUUCCUUCUUUUCUCCUCCUCCUGAAGUAUACACCUCAUUAUUACAGUACAACUACCUGAAGUAGAAGUUUCAUUAUUCAGGUGUGUGGCAGUGACAGUUUACUAACGCAAUUAUUUAAUGUUUCCUACAUAUCUCGCUUGUUUUGGAAUAUUUACCAAGAAAACACACAGCAAAGAACAAAUCUUUUUUAUCAAAUACAUUUUUUCCCUUAAAGAAAAAACACCUAAUAAUUAAUAUAACAUUACAAACUCUUUACAGUUGGCAUUAACAAGUUUAAGCAACACCAACAAGUGUCCUGCUCAACUUUAAUCUGCUAGAAAUAUUUUUUCUUUCCACUUUAUAUAAAUGUGAGGACAGCUUUCCUUCGUUUUCUUAUUGUCAUUUGACAGAUACCUCGGCCACACAGUUCGUCCUAACUUGUUUCAGUCCAGUUACUUGGCCUUAUGACGAUAUAUAUUUCUCAAGAGAGAACGGAAAGGAAGACAGAAAGAUUAAAACAACAAAGCGCACCUGAGACCAAAUCGACAAAUGAAUCAUAAAAGAAAGAGGCAGGGUGAAUGUUAGAACAAGUCACACGCUGGUGACGUUUAACCAUGUUUCACAACAGUAACACUCUAAAACCUGCAAAGGUAAAAAACCUGCUUCAUUUUUGUGACAAAACGAAAAAAAUGUCGUGAUCAAAUAUUAAGAAUUUUUAAAAGCAUUUGUUUUUCGUGUUGAAAACUCCAGAAUGAAUUUGUGGAUUAUCACCUAAACUAAAUAUUAUAACUUCUUGUCAUCAAAUGUCACCAACAUAGUUGUCUGUUUAUUUUUUUUAUUUUGCUUUCUUUGGAUACCAAAUUUUAAGCAUUUUGUCUUAAACAACUUUAUUUUUCCUUUCUUUUAACCGCUACAUAUUUUUUCAUUUAUUUUGUACUUUUAUUGAACUUCAAUAUUUUCUUAAUUUAUUGUACAUUUAUGAGUACCAGGUGUGGACUAGUUAAUAUUUCACCUUGUACUAAACAAGAACAAACAAAAUAAGUCGGAUGAAGCUUAAGUUUAAUUUAAGACAAGCUUAAUAAACACUUUCUUAUAAAACUCGAAAGAGUAAAAAAAGUUUUAAGAAGAUGGCUGUCAGAGCAACAGAUUGUUUGUUGUCAAGUCCUGCGAUAGCUUCUAAGUGUAACAGCCCCCUUUCUAAACCGUCUCAGUUACCAUCACCGUCACCAAAACCGAAUUCUAGUCGACUAACGCGACAUAAUGGUUCUAACAAACCAAUGUCAAUGAAGGAACACCUAGCCAAACAGAAACUACCUUUCUGGGUGAGACUUGUUUCAGGAAACUGCCGACGUUCAUCGGAAUCAUUGCUUAUGCCAGCUAUUCGAUCUAACUCUUCUGAUACUGUCAGUGCUCCUAUACAAAUCUUGGAGAUUCGUCGAAGAAGAUUUGUAACUGCUAGCAAGAUGCAAUGGGAAAGGAGAGUCCAGGAUUACGUAGUGACCGGUUCAGACCUUCCUAUUCCACUUCAUUUCACAGGUUGGUUCGAAGUGAUUCCAGACGAUGGACGACCUGUAGAAUAUUUUGACUCAAUACAAGGAAUCACUGCCAUCAAACCCAAGAAAUUUCUGGUGCGUACAUCUACAGUUGGAUAUGAGUUAGGAGAAGAAAACGGUUCUGUAUCCUGGGUACCAAGAGAGAUUUUUCCAGGUGAAGUACUAAGUACCGGAAUGGUUUAUAUGGAUCAUCGCAAGACUUGUCUUUCUACUAACAUGAAAAACUUAUUUAAAAGAUUCCUAAAGUACCGUACCAUUAAUACAAAGAAAGAUCAAGACUUGAAAUAUCUUCAGUGCUUUGAUGGACAAGGUCAUGAGGUCAUGAUCCCUUUGAUUAUGACAGGUGUAUUUAGCCCUGUUGGAGACCCAAAUAAGAAGAAUUAUGAUGCUGUCUAUGAACUAAAAGAUUUAACAAAAGCUUUUGAUCUUCCUGUGAAAGCUCAGUUAGUACAUGCAGAACCCAAUCAGAGACAUUAUGUACCACAUGGAGUGUUAAAAUUAAAAACACUUGAUGAAGAUGAUUGUGUUGUUGCAUCAAAACGCCUUGAUCAAAGGGAAACAUUUGAACUUCCUCUAGAUGAAGAUUUGCGUUAUAUCAGAGAUAUAGCCCCAAAAUCUCCACUUGUAAGAAAACUUUCUACUCGCAGCCUGGUUCUUCCAAAUUAUGCAUCUAAAUCUCUUAAUAGAACACCAUUUUUCUCCAAUAAAACUGACCAAAAACCAAAAGUUGAUUUACCACUUCGUGUUCCUACAAAAGACACCAAGAAACCGAAAGCAGCAGGUUUCAUUGAAAGGUUUGGUGCUCGUAAGACAAAAAAGGAAAGAGCAGCAUUUAAAGCUCUCCAAGAAGAAGGUGUAUUUUCUUCUCGAUUAUGUAAAGCUGAGAUGCCUUUUGAUGCAUUCUACUCUGCUUAUACAGAAGAGGCUAAUAAUAGCAUCAAGAAGAAUAAUGGUCAAGAAUCUGAGAACAAGUCUGAACCUGAGAACAAGGCUGCUGAUGGAUCAAUAUCAUCACAGUCUUCAACAUCCACUAUUACACCAACGGGUCCCCCUUUGUGUUCACCAGAAUCUUCUCUGAUCGAUCCAUUUGAGAGUCAAUAUGCCAAAAUCUGCAAGAAGCCAUCAAUGAUGAAACGUGACUUGCCUCCUGUGCCUUUAGAUAACAAAGACGACAGUGAAACUGGAACUAUUGUAGAUGAAGAUGGCAAAUUGUCCAUGUCUUCAACUGACACUUUGUACGAGCAUCUACCAGAAGCACCAAACCCACCACCAAAGUCCCCUUCCCUUGCAAAACCAGAACUUGAUUUUAAUUCUAAAGAAAAUGAGAUGAGUUUAGUAGAAAAUGAAGAAGAUGGUUAUAUGGUACCUUCCCAUUUGCAAAGAAAGAAAACACAGAAACAUAACUUGACAAAUCCAAUUGUGGUAUCACAAUCUCGAGAUGUGUUUCAGCCAAACUUUAUCCCUAAAUUUUACAAAGAUACAACAUAUGCUAACUGUGGAAGACCUAGAAAUGGAUACAAAUCUGCUUUUCAGCACAAUUCCAGUCUUGAUAGAAAGUUACUGAGUGAAACAUCAGUAUCAACUUCCAAUCUAAACCGAAUCUCCCACAAGCCACCUCCAACUACUCCAUGCUCUCGCAGGAAUUCUGCUGCAGCAGAACAUAGUUCUUCACGGAGUCGUUUCCAAAGACAAAACAAUGUCCAGAAAAUCUGCCAGUGUCAUCAGAAUCCAAACCUGAUCAACUGCCCACACUAUUCUGCAGAACUUCAGCGCAGCUCUCACACAAUGGAUCCCAAUUUAACUUUACGGCACCACAAUAUGAGACGGCUGAAAAGUGCGAUAGAAAUGCUUCAUUUUACUGAUUCCUUCCACGAAACGAGACCCGCAUCAUUUGGUUCCAGCUGUUCCCCGACUGAAGAAUGUUGUCCACAUGACCAUUAUGAUGUCAAAGGAUUUCAACAACCAUAUGACUAUUUUGAAGUUGGUAACAACCAGCCAAACCACAAUCCAUACUCCGAGAGUGAUCCAGGCAAUCGUUAUUUUGUCCGAUCUGUGUCUGUAACAGGACUUAGCGACAACUGUGCCAAACAUGGUGACGACUCAGCUAUAUCUCUCUGUUCAAAAGGUGACUACGGUUAUCAGGCAGGGAGUGAUUUCAGCUAUACAGACUACACAGAUGUUUUUAAUGACGAUGGAUGGCGUCCACCUGACAAUAUUAGUAGCCUUUCUGUGCAAGACGUUUCUCGUUCUCUGCGUUACAUUGGCAUGAAGGACAGAGUGGUGAAAAGAUUUGCAAACGAACAGAUUGAUGGACAAAUGUUAGCUUCUCUGGAUUGGAAAUUACUGCAAGAUGGGUUCCCAGAACUAAAUACUUUGGAAGUAAAAAAAAUUAUUGAUUUUGUUAAUGGUUGGCGACCAAAGAAAUCAGUAUCAUAAUCUUGCAAAACUAUAAAACAAAUAAAUACACACACACACACACACAUAUACAUGCAUAUAUAUAUAUAUAAUAUAUAUAAUAUAUAUAUA